AUGCGCGACUUCAUCCUAGCCUCGCUGGCCACGGCCCUCUUCGCCAAAAGCGCCGAGGCUGUCGCCGCGAACCCAUUGCCCAAGCCCACAGAAAUUACAUGGGGUUCUGAAAGCCCUUUCUCCGUCGGAUCGUUGACACUCAACGGCGUGGACUCGCAGAUCGUCCAGGAUGGUUUCGACCGUGCAGUCAAGGCCAUCACCGACCUGAAAUGGGUUCCCCAGGCGACAGAAGCACCCGUCCGUAGCUUCGAGCCGUUUCCGACCGCUUCCGUUGCUGCCAAGAGGAAGAUCAGGAGGAGGCAAUACAGCACGCCCACCAACUCAACCGGAUCCCUAUCAUCAGUCAACUGCCAGAUCAAGGACACCAGUGCUCCCCUUCAGCACGGUGUGGAUGAAUCCUACACGCUGGAAAUUGGCGAGGGCUCCAACUCCAUCGACAUCACGGCUGAGACUGUGUAUGGUGCGCUCCAUGCAUUCACUACCCUUCAGCAGAUCGUCAUCAACGAUGGUAGCGGCCAGCUCGUUGUCGAGGCUCCUGUCUCCAUCAAAGACGCCCCUCUGUAUCCUGUCCGUGGAAUUAUGAUUGACUCUGGUCGCAAUUAUCUCUCCAAGAAAAAAAUCCUGGAGCAGAUCGACGGCAUGGCCCUUUCCAAGCUCAACGUGCUGCACUGGCACAUGGUUGAUGCUCAGUCCUGGCCUGUGGAGCUCGAAACUUACCCGGACAUGAUCGAAGACGCUUACUCGGCCAAUGAGAUAUAUACGAAAGACAGCAUCAAAAGCAUUAUCAAAUACGCAGCUGCCCGAGCUGUCCGUAUCAUACCUGAAAUCGACAUGCCUGGCCACGCGAGCUCUGGCUGGAAGCAAGUUAACGAGGACAUGCUGGCUUGCACCAACUCCUGGUGGAGCAACGACAAUUGGCCUACACACACCGCUGUCGAGCCCAACCCAGGUCAGCUUGACAUUCUCAAUAACAAGACUUACGAAGUCACUGGCAAGGUUUACAAAGAGCUUGCUGAGCUUUUCCCCGACAACUGGUUCCAUAUUGGUGGCGAUGAAUUGCACAUGAACUGCUACAACUUCAGCAGCCUCGCGCGUGACUUCUUUGCGAAGAAUCACACCAUGGGCGAUCUCUACCAAGUCUGGGUUGACAAGGCCCUCCCCAACUUCAAGAAGCAAGCCAACAAGACCUUUGUAAUGUGGGACGAUGUUAUUUUGUCUGCUGACGCCGCUGCCACGGGACAAGUACCUAAGGAUGUCAUCAUUCAGGCGUGGAACAACGGACUUACAAACAUCAACAACGCCACAGCAUUGGGCCACCGCGUUAUUGUUUCUUCAUCCGACUUCAUGUACCUGGACUGUGGCUACGGCGGCUGGGUGGGCAAUGAUCAGCGCUACGAUGUACAAGUGAACCCCAACGCAACCGACGGCUCCCCCAACUUCAAUUGGCUUGGCAACGGCGGCUCCUGGUGCGCACCUUACAAGACAUGGCAGCGCAUCUACGACUACGACUUUACUCAGGGUCUUUCUGACGAACAGAAGAAACUUGUUGUGGGUUCCAUCGCCCCUCUCUGGUCCGAGCAGGUCGACGAUGUAGUCAUCAGUCCCAAGAUGUGGCCGCGUGCUGCUGCACUUGCCGAACUCGUGUGGUCCGGCAACCGCGACAAGGACGGCAACAAGCGUACCACGGAGCUCACGCAGCGUAUCCUCAACUUCCGCGAGUACCUUGUUGCCAGCGGCGUGCAGGCUGCGCCACUGAUGCCCAAGUUCUGCCUCCAGCACCCGCACGAGUGCGAUUUGAACCUCAACCAGACAGUGCUUUGGACGCAGGCUGCUUAG
Messenger RNA from Didymosphaeria variabile, 1836 nucleotides. Its product is annotated as woronin body major protein. The transcript has a single exon. The record is from RefSeq and is a predicted model, not a curated record. Bases 1 to 1836 code for a protein of 611 amino acids. Lineage: Eukaryota; Fungi; Ascomycota; Dothideomycetes; Pleosporales; Didymosphaeriaceae. Gene Ontology annotation, molecular function: beta-N-acetylhexosaminidase activity. Gene Ontology annotation, cellular component: membrane. Gene Ontology annotation, biological process: carbohydrate metabolic process; glycosaminoglycan metabolic process.